Molecule: messenger RNA, 2034 nt
Organism: Ogataea polymorpha
Lineage: Eukaryota; Fungi; Ascomycota; Pichiomycetes; Pichiales; Pichiaceae
Exons: 1
Coding region: 1-1413 (470 amino acids)
Cellular component (GO): oligosaccharyltransferase complex; membrane
Source: RefSeq, a predicted model, not a curated record
AUGAGACUGAUCCCGCUUGUUGCGCUCAUUUGCUCGUUUCUCCUUGCCGUCCACGCACAGGCGCCUCCACAAAGCUGGGAGAACGUCAAGUAUGAGAGACUUGUCGACGUGCUCAAGUCUUACGUCAAGGAACGCCAUGUCAUCCAUGCCCGAAACAUAGCCUCGGAACCCACCAGCGAGUAUUACUUUGCCGUUCCUGGGUUUGUCAGAGAUGACGUUGCCCUGUUCAUUCCCACUUUGGAGGUUCCUAGACAGCAGGAUCCGCUGCUCCAGGCCCAACGUGUGCCUGAACUAUCGUCGCCCGACGUUGUCUACUACAAAAUACAAUUGCCGUAUCCCAUUGCGCCAAAAUCGCAGAUCCACAUCACAGUGUCGUACGUCCUGACCAACCAGCUGGAGCCGGCUCCUGAAAAAGGCCCCAUGGGUGCCGAACAACGACUUUUCUUCAAGACUACCAAACUUGCGCUCUCGGCCUACGACACCCUGAGCUACGAGCUCAAGAUCCUCGGGGCCAACAAGCCUCAGGAAAUGACACUGGAGCUGCCAAGCGACGUCGAUCCAGAGGAGUUCAAGGCCUCGGGCAGAGAUUCGUUCCUGGUUUACGGACCGUACCAAAAAACAUUCAAGCCUUUGAGCAACCUGCCAUUGGCACUCAUUUUUACCAAAAACCAGCCCUUGCCGUUUGUCAAUUUGCUCAAGAGAGAUAUCUGGGUGUCGCACUGGAGCGACUCGUUGCAAUUGGAGGAGUACUACGAGCUCACAAACAAAGGUAUCCAGCUGGACAAGGGCUUCUCCAGAGUGGACUGGAUGAAUGGGAGAUACACAAUGAGGCCCUCUCCGGUCAUCACGUCGAUCCAGAUUCCACUCCCGAAGGUUAAGACCUCGGAGGUGUAUUUCGUGGACAAGGUGGGAAACGUGAGCACCUCGCUUUUCCACAACAACGAGCUUGUCCUCAAGCCGAGAUUUCCUAUUUUUGGAGGCUGGAACUACAACUUCACCAUCGGCUGGACCAGUCCACUGUCGAAGUUUUUGAAAAGCGAGGGCGACCGCCACGUGCUUCGUGUGCCGCUACUGGACGGUCUGAAUGAUGCUACCUACGACAGAGUCGAAAUCUCGUUCUUCCUGCCAGAGGGCGCCAAGUUUGUCGGCUUCGACGACAUCCUGAACCUCAAGGAGUGGAAGAUCGACCACAAGUUUUCGUACCUCGACAUCACGACCGGCCACACGCAGGUCACUUUUGUGCUUGAGAACAUGGUGGACGAGAUGAGAAACGUGGACAUCCUGAUUGAAUACGAGUACGGGCUAGCCGACAUGCUGCGCAAACCGGCCACCGCCGCUGUCUACAUAUUUGGCGCUCUGCUGGGCCUGUAUUUGCUGCGUAAAAUCGAUCUCUCUAUCAAGCCAUCCGCAUAAUGCGUCUGCAGUGUGCAAAUUUAUAAAUGCUGUGUAAUGAUAAUGUAUCAGUUGUCUUUCCCCUUGCUCGGGCUCAGAGUCUCUGUGAUAAGAUACGGGAUCAUGCUCAGCUUGUCUGGCGAGCCCUGUGUAGACGGGCUUUGUCGCGGAGGCGUAGAGGGCGGCAGGUCGGGCACGUUGUCGAGCCGUGGCAGAUUUUGCAGAAUUUGCAGCGCCUUGGCAUUGAUGUCCUGCGUUUCCGCGUGCUCUGGCACCUCCAAAGGUACAGACGGCGCCUUUGUGGUGGGUUUCUGUGUGCGCAGUUGGUCCAGGAGCGACUCUAUCAAGUUGUCCUGCGGCUGCUCCUGCUCGCACUUGCUUUUCUUGAACUCCUCCAUCAUGCGCUUCCGUUUCUCGUACGCUCUCUCUUCCUUUUCCAGGCGGGCGUUGUCAGCCUGGGCUUUUUUGUAAUCGUCCACAAACAGUUUGAACUUGGAGAAGAACGAGGUGCGCGCGCUUUCGUCUUUAACGCGUUCCCCAAAUUUUUCCAUCAGCUGCUCAAAACUGUCAAUAACGAUAGUCAGCUUGGCGUCGAAUUCUUUUAUUUUGGUCUGCGCCACAGCGAUCCGCGACUUGGCGAAG